CUAAAAUAAAAAAAGAAAACAAACACGUUAUAGCUAGUGCAAGGGGUUACAUAUCUGACCAAGACUCCUAUUUCCGUAAUGGAGGCCUCUGGUCUGCCGACGGCGGAAUCCACCGCCUCAAGGAUCAGUCGGCUGCUGCGCCAAUCCCACUUUAUUCCCGAUCGGAGUCCCCUCCAACGGUGGUUUGAGACGCUACUUGAACGUGCUGGAGAGAGGUGGGUGUAUGCAAUUUACUGGGAGUACUCCUCUGCCACUUCCCUUCUAUGUUGGCGUGACGGCUGUUUCCAUGGCGAGGAGGACAACGGCAAAGCCCGCAAAGCGACGUCGUCCGAAGAACAGGACCAGCGCAAUAGCGUUUUCAGAUUAAUCAACUCCUUAAUUUUAGGCACCUCGGCUAUCCCUGAUGACCUCGACCAAGACAUCACUGACACAGAGUGGUUCUUUUUUCUCUCCAUCGCUCACAACUCCGUCAACACCAGCGGCCUGCUGGGCCAAGCUUUCUUUACUUUGAACCCAGUUUGGGCCACCGGGCCAGAACUAUUAUCUGAACCGGCCUGCCAACGGGCCCGGCGGUUGCAUGAGUUUGGGUUUCAGACUAUGGUUUGUAUACAGUGGCAAAACGGCAUCGUUGAGCUGGCCUUCACUGACGUGGAUAAUACCGAACGGAUAGAAACAAAUUUAUUAUGAGCGACUAGUCUGAAUCCAAGCCGUCCGAGAGUGGGUCUCUCAAGUUCAACACGUCCGUCGUGCAUAAUUCUAAAGUACGAUCGGAUCGGAUAGACCAAUAAAACUAGAAAUGGAGACAUAUGUGCAUUGAAAGCCAUUAAAAGAAAAAUUAAAGGAGUGUUUGAUGCAGGUCAAUCUAUUUGUAUUAAAACACAAGCGAAAAGGCGAAGAACCGAUUGAAGGAAAAAGAAGAACCGAUUGAAGGAAAAAGAAUAUUACCGGACGAAGAUAGCAGAAGUUUUCCAGUCCCAUUAAGCAGUUUAUGUAUUGAUGUGACGUGUGGUUUUCAUGUUUAAUCUACUAGUUUACUCUUAUUUA
Vigna angularis (adzuki bean) is the source of this 1044-nucleotide messenger RNA. Its product is annotated as transcription factor MYC2. Gene Ontology annotation, cellular component: nucleus. Gene Ontology annotation, biological process: regulation of DNA-templated transcription. The record is from RefSeq and is a predicted model, not a curated record. Gene Ontology annotation, molecular function: transcription cis-regulatory region binding; DNA-binding transcription factor activity. Lineage: Eukaryota; Viridiplantae; Streptophyta; Magnoliopsida; Fabales; Fabaceae. The transcript is spliced from 2 exons. Bases 79 to 687 code for a protein of 202 amino acids.